Molecule: messenger RNA, 1329 nt
Organism: Trypanosoma grayi
Lineage: Eukaryota; Euglenozoa; Kinetoplastea; Trypanosomatida; Trypanosomatidae
Product: putative leucine-rich repeat protein
Exons: 1
Coding region: 1-1329 (442 amino acids)
Cellular component (GO): plasma membrane
Molecular function (GO): protein binding
Source: RefSeq, a predicted model, not a curated record
AUGACAGUUCUUCGUGUACUUGUUUGUGUGUGUUUCGUGGCGGUGCUGAGCUUUGCUGCUGGCGGUGCUGAUGGGGCGCUGCAGUUCCACUGGAGGGGGCACACCAGCAAUCCCAAUCUGGCGAAGGACCUUGCCCCGACGUGGGAGGGAGUCUUUAAGGCCAUCCUCCAGUCCAUCGAGGAUGAUGAGUUCCGCAAGGACGUCCAGGAGAAGAUUGCUGAUGGUGUGAGGCGUGAAAAGACAUCGGAAGUCAUCAGUUACUGUGAUCUUAGCAUCGUUGAGUGCAACAAGUAUGAUAUUGUAAAGAUGACACUCCGUGGCAUGGAGGGGGGAAAGCUGAAUCUCGCAUACCUUCCAGAUACCCUGCAGUCUCUGGAGGUGUCGGACAGCACAUUGGCUCAGGAAUUCCGCGUAGAAAACCUGUCGCCAAACUUGGAAACCAUUGUCUUCUCGAACGUGAGCUUUGCGUCUCCUGCUGCUGUGAUUGCCCCCACGUCCGCAGCACUGAAAAAACUCGUGUGCAAAAAGUGUGGUCUGGGCAUGGUGACGUUCGGUGACGGAAAUGGAUUAAAUAUUUUGGAUCUUAGCUAUAACGACUUCACCACAGUGCCGUCGUCUCUGCCUGCAACAGUGAUGUCACUGAGCUUGAAGGGCUGCAAGCUGGCCGGACCGCUGGAGAAGCUGCUGGGGGCGCUGCCAACGAAUGUUCAGUCAAUUGACGUCGGCUACACACAUCUCACAGAUAUCCUUGAGGGUAUCAAGGGGGUUCCGCAUCAUGUGCAGCAUAUUGAUAUCAGCGGAAACCCAAUCAAUACGGACGUUUCAUUACUCUUGGAUGCCCUACGGCCCAGCAGUGGUUUCCUUCAAGGAAUUCUGGUAAAGGGCUGUGGCCUGUCAGGAAGGCUGCAGCGGUUUCAAAACAUGGUCGCCCUGCGCACGCUUGAUGUCUCCCACAACAGCCUCUCAUCCGUGAGGUGGGCAGAGCUGCCACCGCGCUUAGAGGUCCUUGCUCUCAGCCACAAUGUCUUUGGUGGUGUUCUUCUGGUAAGGAAUCUUCCUCCCUCUCUCAAGGUACUGGACGUCUCCCAUAACAAACUGGAGGGAAGACUGAACGUUGCAGACGUGCCGCCGAAUCUGGAGACACUGGACGUAAGUUACAACGGAUUCUCGGGUGCCAUUGAUCUCACGCAGCUUCCGGAUUCUAUCCGAUAUGUAUACGUACAGUUCAAUAGGUUCCAAGGCACACCAAAUUUGGUGGAGAUACCAGUUGAUCUCCGGCGUAUAUUGAUACACGACAAUGACUGGGAUUCGCUCCUUCCGCCGCUCUAA